UCUCCUUCCUCUUCCGCCGCCUCGAUUCCUUCCCCGACCGCCCGCCCUCAUCGACUCCGACUCCGCACGACCGCCCAAACCCUAACCUUCCGUCAGCUCCGCUCCGCCGUCUCCUCCUUCGCCUCCGCCCUCUCCCGCCUCGGCAUCCGCAAGGGCGACGUCGUCCUCAUCUUCGCCCCCAAUUCUGUCCUCUUCCCCGUCUCCUUCCUCUCCAUCAUCUCCCUCGGUGCCAUCGCCACCACCGUCAACCCUUUAUACACCGUCGGCGAGCUCAAGAAGCAAGCCCUAGACUCCGGCGCCAAGCUCGUCCUCACCGUCCCCGAUCUCGUCCCCAAAGUCAGCUCGCUCAACCUUCCAAUUAUUCUACUAGCUGAAAACGCCAACAAAGAUGUUUCGUUUCCCACAUUUUACGACCUAAUCAAGAAUCAAUCGCCGUCGGAGUUCGCUCCGCCGGAGAUAAAUCAGGACGACACAGUGGCGCUCCUCUACUCCUCCGGGACCACGGGAGCGAGCAAAGGGGUCGUCUUGACGCACCGCAACUUCAUCUCUGUUGCUAUGAUGGCGGUUCAAGACCAGGACACGAGAGGGGAGCCGCCGAAUAUUUUCCUUUGUUUUCUUCCCAUGUUUCAUAUUUUCGGGCUGUCGGUGAUUACUUUUGCGCAGCUCGCGAGGGGGAAUACUGUGGUGGUGAUGAAGAGGUUCGAUAUGGAGAUGACUUUGAGGUCGAUAGAGAGGUAUAGAGUUAGUUAUUUGUUUGUUGUGCCCCCCGUGAUGAUUGCUCUCGCGAAGCAGGGGAAGGUGACUAAAUAUGAUCUGAGCUCGCUGAGAAGGCUUGGGUCAGGGGCGGCUCCUUUGGGAAAGGAUGUGAUGGAGGAGGUAGCAGGGAUUUUUCCUCAAGCUGAUAUUGUUCAGGGGUAUGGUUUGACAGAGUCGUGUGGUAUCGUAUCACUUGAGCUUCCUAGAGGAGCAUCUCUUCGCCAAUAUGGUUCAACAGGUAACCUUGUCUCAGGAGUUGAAGGCAAGGUUGUUAGUGUAGAUACGCUGCGGUCUCUUCCACCUAAUCAACUGGGCGAGCUCUGCUUUCGAGGACCAAACAUGAUGCGAGGUUAUUUCAACAAUUCACAAGCCAGUAAGUUGACUAAAGAUAAGGAAGGGUGGUUACACACAGGUGAUCUUGGGUACUUCAAUGAAGAGGGACAACUUUUUGUCGUGGAUCGCAUAAAAGAAUUGAUCAAGUACAAAGGUUUUCAGGAAUUCGACGUAAUCUGAUCUAUGUUCCCAGCU
Molecule: messenger RNA, 1284 nt
Organism: Asparagus officinalis (garden asparagus)
Lineage: Eukaryota; Viridiplantae; Streptophyta; Magnoliopsida; Asparagales; Asparagaceae
Product: 4-coumarate--CoA ligase-like 1
Exons: 4
Molecular function (GO): CoA-ligase activity
Source: RefSeq, a predicted model, not a curated record